CUUCACUCGCAAUUGCACUCGCGCAAAAAGAGAGAGAGAGAGAGAUGGCAUUAACAGAGAAGCAAGAGGUACUGGUGAAGGAGUCAUGGGGGAUACUGAAGCAAAACGUUCCUGAGUACAGCAUUCGCUUGUUCUUGCGGAUAAUGGAGGUCGCCCCGCAAGCCAAGAACAUGUUCUCCUUCCUCAGAGAUUCGGACGAGAUCCCCCAGAACAACCCCAAGCUCCAAGCUCAUGCCAUGAAGGUCUUCAAGUUGACGUGCGAAUCGGUCGUCCAACUCCGUGAGUGUGGCGCGAUUGCAAUCGCGGGUUCGGCUAUGAAGCACUUGGGCUCCGUUCAUCUCAGGAUUGGAGUCACCGGUCGCGACUUCGAUGUGGUGAGAGAUGCGCUGCUGAGGACGAUCGAAGAGGCAGUGGGAGAGAAGUGGAGUGAAGAGAUGGAGGGUGCAUGGGGCGAAGGCUAUGACCAGUUGGCUGCAGCCAUCCAAGCAGAAAUGAAGGACGAUGCAGCCCCGACCGCUAAUUAACCAUUCGGAUUUUUAUUAGGUUUACUGCCGGUCCGAGGUAUAUGAUCUUGUUUAAUGUAUGGAGAGUGUGCGUGCUUGUGAUAGGGUAAUUUUGUUAUGGUUUUUUGUAUCACGCUCUUGUGACAUAUGAAAUAAUUGGGUUAGUCACCCGUGUGUCGAGAAUUAUAGUGAGAUCAUCUCUCUUAUCUCCA
Messenger RNA from Syzygium oleosum, 715 nucleotides. Its product is annotated as non-symbiotic hemoglobin 2-like. The record is from RefSeq and is a predicted model, not a curated record. Gene Ontology annotation, molecular function: oxygen binding; heme binding. The transcript has 4 exons. NCBI's taxonomy places the organism in Eukaryota, Viridiplantae, Streptophyta, Magnoliopsida, Myrtales, Myrtaceae. The coding region runs from base 45 to 524 and encodes 159 amino acids.